AUGAACAGGUAUCAUCUCGUAGCUCACCUUGUAACCGUGCCUAUUCUCAGUAUCGCUUUUUGUGCUCGUCGCGUCACCAAAACCCCCUCCACUAACUCACCGCGUCGUGUAACUCCCCCUCCUCGUGCCAACUGUCCCCGCCGGGUCAUCUGCGCGUCAUCUGCGCUUCCCCUCCCCUCCUCCCCAACUCAUGACGAGCGGGAGAUUGAGAUAGGCGCGCCAACCGGCGUGAGCCACGUGACGCACGUCACCUUCGACCGCUUCCAGGGCUUCCUCGGCCUCCCGGAUGACUUUCACGGCGAGCUGCCGGCACGAGCCCCCAGCGCCAGUCGGACUGUCUUUGGGGUGCGACCGGAGACACUGCAGUGUUCGCACGACUUGGAGGGCAACCAGGUGCCGGACAUUCUGCUGCAGCUGCAGGCGAUGCUCUACGGCAAGAACGGGCUGCAGACGGAGGGCAUAUUCCGAGUGGCAGCGCAGAACGACCAUGAGGACUGGAUCCGAGAGCAGGUCAACCUGGGUCUGGUGCCGCGCAACAUCGACGUGCAUGCCAUCGCAGGCCUCAUCAAGGCGUGGUUUAGGGAGUUACCAGAGGGUCUACUGGACCGCUUGAAGCCAGAGAAGGUGGCAGCAGCGGAGAGGGAGGAGCAGAUGCUGGCACUCGUGGCCACACUGCCCGCCCUGCAGGCUGGCAUGCUGGACUGGGCGGUGGGGCUCAUGGCGGACGUGGUGCAGCACGAGGCGAGCAACAAGAUGAACGCGCAUAACAUCGCUGUGGUGUUCGCUCCAAAUAUGACGCAGGUGGGGUUUCAGGUAGCCCAGGUGGGUUGGCCAGAUGGCCCAGAUCAUGGACCUCCUCAGAGCGCUUCACACUUGCCCCUUCCUCUCCUCUCCCCAACCAAUCCCUCUCCCUCCCCCCACUGGCCCCCUGCUCUCCCCCCACUGCCCCCCUGCUCUCCCCCCACUGGCCCCCUGCUCUCCCCCCACUGGCCCCCUGCUCUCCCCCCACUGGCCCCCUGCUCUCCCCCCAAUGGCCCCCUGCUCUCCCCCCAAUGGCCCCCUGCUCUCCCCCCACUGGCCCCCUGCUCUCCCCCCACUGGCCCCCUGCUCUCCCCCCACUGGCCCCCGGCUCUGCCCCAGAUCGUGGACCCGCUAAUCGGCUUCCAGCAUGUCAUCAAGCUCAUGGACCUGCUCAGAGCGCUCGUGCAACGCAAGCUCAAGCAGCGCCUCGACAACCCCCCUCUGUCCGCCGCUCCUCUCACGGACCAACCAGCACAGGACGGGGCAGAGAGGGGGGAGAGGGAGGAGGAAGGGGAGGAGGAGGAGGAGGAGGAGGGACAGGAGCGGCACGGUUCAGGCAGAUAUGGUGGCUUUCUCGGGAAUGGUGUGCAUGAAGAGAGCACAGGUCAUGAGGAGGAAAGGGAGGAAGAUGAUGAGAGGGGGGGAGAGCCGUUAUUGGAUGAGUGCACAACACCUCUGGCAGGAGAUGACCCUCACACGCCCAUUGCCAGACCUCUUGUUCCCGAACCUCUCCUUGCCGAGCCUCUCAUUCCCGGACCUCAUGGCGAGCGUCCGAGUGAGGAGGUACAGGGGUCAACUUGGAUCGUUGAUAAUAGGCUUGAGGGGGACAGUGCAUGUGAUCGGCAAGAGGGGAGCAGCGGCAGCGAGGGGGAGGCAGUGGUGUGUCAUGGGUGGGACAUGAUGCCAGCUGUAACGGGCAAUUCGCUUCCGGUUUCAACCAGUGCUGGCGAUUCCGCACACCAACGGCAGCAGCAGCAGCAGCAGCAGCAGCAGCAGCCGUUUAAGCCGGCGUGGAAGCAGCGCGGUGCAGAGCGGUGCAGCACGUUGAGCAUGGAGUGCGGGCUGAGCAUGGAUGGUAGCAGCAUGUUCAGUCCACACGGGGGCAUGCUGAGUCCCUGUGAGAGCAUAGACAGCCCGGGGGGAGUCCUUGCCACACCCGUGGGUCUCACAGGGGCAGCUGCAGCUGCUGCUGCUGCUGCUUCUGACCCUGCCUUGUUCCUGAGGUUCCGCAGCGAUUCGCGGGAACAGCAGCAGGGGUUUCUCACUCAGGCGCCUCAGCAGGCGAUCCUGCCUGCUGCGCCCCCCGUUGGAGGGACUGUUGGCCUCUACGCACGGGCGCAUGCAGCUGCUGCUGCUGCUGCUGCUGCUUCUUCCCCUGCUUCCUCCCCUGCUGCUGCGCUUGGGUUGGCAUCCUCCUCAGCAGCAGGCAGUGCAGCCUCCUCUCCCACGGUAGCAAGCCCUGCACUGAGCCCCGCGGCCUUCUCUCCCACUACCGGCACCCCCAGCCCGGCAGGAGAGAGGCGGCACGGGGGGCACAAGGGAGGGUUCAAGGGCGACCUGUGGUCCAGACGAAAAGGGCCUGCAGUGCCCCACUCCCGCCUCUCCCUCCCUGCUGCCUCCUCCCCCUCUGCUGCUGCUGCUGCUUGUGCCAACGAUGGUGCUUACCCGGCUAAUGCCAGUGCCUCUCGCACUGCCAGCAACAGCAGUGCUGGCAGCGAUGCUGCUGCUAGAGUUGCCACCAGCAGCAGCGGUGACCUGACACCCACCCCUCCCGCCAGCACUGGUGGCUUCACACCCACCCAUCCCUUGACUCCCACGCCUCCCUCCCGUCCGCUCAAGGACCCCUCCGCCCACUCCCCAUCCCCCCUGCGCUCCCCUCUGCUGGGACGGAGACGAGGGUACAAAGAGAAGAAGCACUCUCCGGGUAGCAAGCAGCAGCAGCAGCAGCAGCAGCACGCAGUGCUGGCGUCGGCACCAUCAGCUGGGGCAGCAGGUGAGUGUGCCCCAGCGUUGACCCCCCGGUCAGGGUUUGGUGCUGUGCCCCCAGGCACGCCCCCUUCAGAGGCCGCUCAGAACCCUGCUGUGACUCCCCGCUCGUUCCUCUCCCGGCAGUUCCCAGGAGGGUCGGGCUUUGGUGCGGUCCCAGGCACGCCUCCCCCCCACUCGCCCCGCCUAUUCCCCCUGUCGCCGCGGAACUUCUUCAGAAAACACAAGUCGGAGGGGGGAGCGGAGAGGAGAGACGGGGGAGAGCGGGUUGAGGCGGGAGAGGGAGGAGAAGGGAGAGAAGGGAGAGAGGGAAGAGAAGGGAGAGAGGGGAGAGAAGGGAGAGAGGGGAGAGAAGGGAGAGAGGGGAGAGAAGGCACGGAAGGGAGAGAAGGGAGGGAGGGGUGUGAGCAUCAACUGCAACACUCUAGGCUGAUGGUGGUAGAAGGGGGGGCGUUUCUAGAAGCAGGUGGUGUGGUUGGUCGAGACAGAGAGGGAGGGGCUUGUGCUGUUUCUCAAGCUGGUUCUGGUCCCCAAGCUGGUUCUGGUCCCCAAGCUGGUUCUGGUCCCCAAGCUGGUUCUGCCCCUCGGUUGCCGACUAGCUGGUCUGACACGCAGUGUGAUUUUGAGAGAACUCCACACCAAUCUCCCAUGGGGUCUAAGAUGCAGCAGCAGCAGCAGCAGAUGCAGUGGGGUGACAGCAGCACGGGGGAUCUUGGAGAUGGAAUGGUGGAGGGGGGAGGAGCAGGAGGAACGGGAUGGGCGGCGGUAGAAGCAGCAGCAGGGGCAGCAGCAGCAGCAGCAGCGGCAACAGCAACAGGAGGGCGGCCAAAGUCGAGUGGGGGGUGGCGGAGGGGGUGGUCUGGGCCUCAUGGGGUGGCAGGGGUGGGUAAGGGCAUGCACCUGCUGAGUCCACACGGGGGCGAUGCACACAGGCCAGGGCAUUGGGACAGCGCCGCAGCUGCCGCUGCCGCCGCCGCUGCCACUGCUGCUUCUGGGGCUGCUGCUGCUGCUGGUGCUGCUGCUGGUGCUGCUGCUGGUGCUGCUAGCGAUAAUACCACUGCUGCCUGUGGUGCCAAUCCAGGUGGUUCGGCCAGCAGGAGCGGCCGAACGAAGCUAGGAGCAGCAGGGUCGGGGCUGGCAGCAGCAAUGAAAACAUCAGUGAAAACAUCAAUGAAGGUACUCGCCCCCCUUGCACCCACCAAGACCUGGGCGUCAGGCAUGGGCGAUAUGUUUGGGGCCAAGUCCCCCCGUGCCCUCCUCUCCCCACACUCUCUCCUCUCCCCCCGCGGGUUUCUCUCCCCCGGUGGUUUCCGCUCCCCUCGCCCCUCUGGACAAGGGGAGAGGGCGGAUGGGGGAAAAGGGGGGGGUGAGGGGGACAGGGGAUAUGGGGGAGGCAGUGUGAAUACCCCAGGCAGGGGAGAGGGGGCAGGCAGGGUGGAUUUCUUAAGCGGCGAAGAGGGGAAAGGAGGGAGAGAGGAGGGAAGAGAGGAGGACGGGGAGGAGCGGCGAUUCCCGGCCGAACGGGCGUCUCUCGACUUGCCUGUCAAAUCCCCAAGGGCAUUUCGGAAACUAACCCGGAGGUCGAGUGGGUUUCAGCUGCCGACGCGGACGGCAGUAGCAGCAGCCAUGACCCUCCCCUCGUCCCUCUCCAUGAAAGAGCGGCGCUCCGAAUCAUCAGCAGCACCAGCUAUGUUCUCCCUCCCUCCCUCCGCUUCUCUCUCCUCUGCCUCCCCUUCCUCUGCAAGGCCUCCGUGGGGCUCCGGGUCGAUGCAGGAACGGCCUCUGCACCUGCAGCAGCAGCAGCAGCGCCUGGUGCAGGCUCGGCAGCAGGAGGUUCGGCAGCCGGAGGCUCAGCAGUUGGAGGCUCAGCAGUCGGGCGUCUCCCAGGCUCCGCUGGAGGGUCGGAUGCGGCAGGAGGCGGAGGGGAAGGGGGAGGAAGAGGGGAAGGAGGAGGAGUAG
This is a messenger RNA of Closterium sp. Naga37s-1, 4746 nucleotides long. The record is from the annotation of a GenBank genome assembly. Lineage: Eukaryota; Viridiplantae; Streptophyta; Zygnematophyceae; Desmidiales; Closteriaceae.